AUGGUUGAGGCUGAUGUAGUCCAGUUCAAGCGUGAAGAACAAGGACCUUUUCUGCAGACAACUCCCGAGCCCCCGGCUAUCCAGGCUCAUGUGGCCGAAGAUGAAGAUUUCUUCGGCGCGUUCGAUCCCCCUUUGCCACCUAUAACCGAACGAGACUGGAACCUAGACGAGGAGAAUCCCAUCCUCCACCGAGAAAGCUUCCUAAAAUGGGUAAUGGGUCGCUACAUGAUGUGGAACCCCAAGGAAGUCAAGAUCACAACUGCCGAGAAUUGUCGAACAUUCUUUAAUCUACCCAGUAUGCCCAUUCCUUCCCCAUGGCCCUCCUCUAUCAAGGAACUAGCGUUGCCCUUGUCACCAUGUUUGAGGGACCCUACGCCUUGGCAAUUUCCUGCAUUUGUUCUUCUAGCCUCUCUAAAGGAAAGAUCCAAAAUAAAUAAUUCGGUAACAAUCAAUACAUUGUUCACGAAGGAGGCAUUAAGGGCCCUUCGGGAGAUGGAAACCGCCUGGCAGAAUCUAGACGUCAGUGAUCGCUGGGAGCUUGAACAAAACAACGACACAGCAAUGGACUGGGUGCCUGAUAAGGCUGUCACACUCCUCAAAGCCAUCUUUCCUUGUGACAUUCCCACGUCCGAUUUCGUGGGCGGCAGCAAGCUAGAUGCUUUGGACAAGUCUACUACCCUUCCCUCCUCAUAG
This is a messenger RNA of Aspergillus tubingensis, 693 nucleotides long. RefSeq lists its product as uncharacterized. Lineage: Eukaryota; Fungi; Ascomycota; Eurotiomycetes; Eurotiales; Aspergillaceae. The transcript has a single exon. Bases 1 to 693 code for a protein of 230 amino acids. The record is from RefSeq and is a predicted model, not a curated record.